AUGGCUCAUAGCACUAGUGAAUUCAACAAGUCGUCAACGAAAAUCGUAGAAACACAUUCCGAGACCGGUGUGCAGGCAGUCAGAGCAGGUGAUGCGGGUGUUUCAGCCUUUCUUCGAACUGUCGAGAGAAUCCGAGAUGACCUCGCAGAAUUGGAACGUCUCCUCAAAGUGGACUCUGUUAAGACACACCUCAACGGUACACCGGACAAAUUGCCGUACAUAGAAAAUGUUGCAAAAAAUACUAAAGCCGCUCUGAAGGAGGUGGAAGUCUUGAUAGAGCGGGAGGGAGCGAAUCAAACAGCCAAUACGUCAGUCGGAGAUUGCUCUCGCAAGAUGUCCGAUGGAAUUGUUGAAUUAAUGAGCCACCGGUUCGAGAUAUCAGUAUGUCAUCAAGCUUUAUUGACCGCACUCGCAUUUCUCAAUCCUUUGGAAAAGCCUCUGGUAAAUCUCGGAACCAAGCCUCCAGUAAAUCGCAGGACUAAACCUUCUAAUCUUCCAAACAAGAAGUCUUUAGACCAGAAGUGGGAUUUGGUUAUAGAACAAUUAUCUACCUCAACGCUUCUGACAUCCCGGCGUUCAGGCGGGCUAUCGAUAUGUGUCAGUAAUCCCUCACCAACUGGACCAGGAACUCCUUCGAUACCAUCCACCCAACCAACUUCCCCAAAAAUGCUUCUGCCACCGGCAACCCCUCCACUCCAAGAACCUCCCGAUCUUGGACAGUCUUCAUCACCAAGCAUUCCGCCACGACCAAUUAUCAGUGAUUCAAAAUGUCCGCCAACUCGUUCGCCGCCAGCAGUUUCGUCAAAGGAACAUCUUAUUGUUCCUAUGACUAUGUCUGAACAGAAACGAAGAGAUCUAAAAGAGAUGCUGGAGCUAAUGGGAAGACUUGAUCAAUAA
This is a messenger RNA of Glarea lozoyensis ATCC 20868, 897 nucleotides long. RefSeq lists its product as uncharacterized. The record is from RefSeq and is a predicted model, not a curated record. NCBI's taxonomy places the organism in Eukaryota, Fungi, Ascomycota, Leotiomycetes, Helotiales, Helotiaceae. The transcript has a single exon. Bases 1 to 897 code for a protein of 298 amino acids.